AUGGACGCUCUACUAGCUAAAGCUGACUCCCUUUCCUCGGCAUCCAAAAAGCGCAGACGGCCUACACAGGCGACGAGCAAUAGCGCCUCAACUUCGGACUUGACAUAUCAGUCUCUUGUAAAGCAGACGUCUCUCCCAAAAUCCCUGCGACCGACAAAAACUAUCGAGAAUGUCCCUACUCACAACCACAUAGCGAACAAGAAACUUCGGAACAAGCUUGCUCGAACUUCAACACAUGCAGCUCAGUCUAAAGCCUUGUUGGAAGAUGCCGAACUGCUCUUAACAUCAGAAGCAGGUAAAAUGGAGGUUGAAGGGGAGAUGGAAAAGACAUGGCGUGUUGGGCAGUCUGAGAUAGUAGAAAGUACCGGCCAAGAGGCUGCUUUAGGCAGAAAAGAGUGGAAGUUAGAUGGUGGUCCGUAUAAGUCACGGCAUACGCGGAACGGCCGACACCUUGCGAUCAUCGGAAGAGAUGGCCAUGCUGCGACGUUUGACUGGCUCACUGGGCAACUGCAUGCUGAACUCCAGCUGCAGGAAACAUGUCGCGAUAUCACGUUCUUACAUGAUCAAUCUCAUUUUGCAGUGGCGCAGAGGAAGUAUGUAUUCAUCUACGACAGAGAUGGAGUCGAACUCCAUUGUCUAAAAGCGCACAUCGAACCGACAUGCCUGGAAUUCCUACCAUAUCACUGGUUACUUGCAACAAUCGGUAACGCUGGCUAUCUCAAAUACCAAGAUACGUCAACCGGCCAACUAUUGGUCGAGCACCGCACAAAGCUGGGAGCAUGUACUACAAUGACUCAAAACACGCACAACGCUGUGAUACACCUGGGCCAUCAAAACGGCUGCGUCACGCUGUGGACACCGAAUCUACCUCAUCCGGCUGUUCAGCUUUUAGCCCACCUCGGACCGGUUACCAGCGUCGCUGUAGAUCCAAGUCAGGCAGGGAGAUACAUGGCUACUGCAGGACGCGACUCGACAGUGAAAGUAUGGGAUUGUCGGAACUGGAAGGGUGCAGUAAGAGAAUGGUCGGCGAGAGGAGGGAGCGCUGACCUGGAUUGGAGUCAGCGGGGGUUCCUGGCUUCUGCGAGUGGUGGAACAGUGAAUGUCUACUCAACGUCGUCUAUACAUUCAGCCUCGACCACAAAGGCACCUCCCCCGCUGUAUAUCACCCAUCCCGUCCCCCAUCGCCCUCUGACUUCCGUACGAUUCACGCCAUUCCAGGAUAUCCUUACUAUUGGCCACGCCGCAGGGCUAUCAAGUAUCCUGGUACCAGGUGCUGGCGAGCCGAACUUCGAUAGUUCUGAAGCUGAUCCAUUCGAGAACAAGAAGACGAGACGAGAACGUGAAGUCAAGGCGCUUCUAGACAAGAUCCAACCUGAUAUGAUCGCGCUGGACCCUGAAUUUGUUGGAUCCUUGGCACUACCAUCAAAAUUGGUUACUGACACCACGAGCACGCCGUUUGCGCGUUUGCCGAGGAUACAACGGCUGAAAGUAUCCGGAAAGGCGGAUGAAACGGAAGAGGUUGAGAGCGAGGUCGAAGGAGAUCAUGGAAAGAAGGAGUCGAGAGAAGAGAGAGAAAAGAGGAAAAUGCGUGGUAAAGGCAAGAGUCUAAAGAGGUAUCUGAGGAAGCAGCGGAAGAAUGUCAUUGAUCCUACAGUGGUGGCUAUCCGGGCUAAAUUGGAGAAACAAAAAGAAGAGAAACGACGGGCAGCGGCAGGCCAAACAGAGAACGAUAAACCAUCUGCGUUGGAUCGAUUCAAGAGGAAAAGUUAG
This is a messenger RNA of Pleurotus ostreatus (oyster mushroom), 1770 nucleotides long. RefSeq names its product Small subunit (SSU) processome component (gene UTP7). The transcript is spliced from 7 exons. Gene Ontology annotation, biological process: maturation of SSU-rRNA from tricistronic rRNA transcript (SSU-rRNA, 5.8S rRNA, LSU-rRNA). The record is from RefSeq and is a predicted model, not a curated record. Gene Ontology annotation, molecular function: protein binding. NCBI's taxonomy places the organism in Eukaryota, Fungi, Basidiomycota, Agaricomycetes, Agaricales, Pleurotaceae. The coding region runs from base 1 to 1770 and encodes 589 amino acids. Gene Ontology annotation, cellular component: nucleolus; 90S preribosome; small-subunit processome.